This is a messenger RNA of Castor canadensis (American beaver), 800 nucleotides long. The record is from RefSeq and is a predicted model, not a curated record. Lineage: Eukaryota; Metazoa; Chordata; Mammalia; Rodentia; Castoridae.
AGAAGCCAAGAUGGUGAAAGAUGGGAAGGUCUUCAGAGUGGUCCAAGAGAACUGUUGGGACCCAGAAGUUAGGAUUAGAGAAAUGGAUCAGAAAGGAGUAACAGUGCAAGUUCUUUCCACGGUUCCCAUCAUGUUUAGCUACUGGGCCAAACCUCAGGACACUUUGGACCUUUGCCAGUUUUUAAACAAUGACCUAGCUGGCACUGUUGCAAGAUACCCCCGGAGGUUUGUGGGUCUGGGAACAUUACCCAUGCAGGCUCCUGAGAUGGCCAUCAAGGAGAUGGAGCGCUGUGUGAAGGAGUUGGGGUUUCCAGGUGUCCAAAUUGGCUCCCACAUCAACAUGUGGGACCUGAACCAGCAGGAACUCUUCCCAGUCUACGCAGCAGCUGAAAAGCUGAACUGUUCUCUGUUUGUGCAUCCCUGGGACAUGCAGAUGGAUGGACGAAUGGCCAAAUACUGGCUCCCUUGGCUUGUAGGAAUGCCAGCAGAGACCACCAUCGCCAUUUGCUCCAUGAUCAUGGGUGGGGUGUUUGAGAAAUUUCCUAAACUGAAAGUGUGUUUUGCACAUGGAGGUGGGGCUUUCCCUUUCAUACUGGGAAGAAUCUCCCAUGGAUUCAACAUGCGCCCAGAUCUAUGUGCCCAGGACAAUUCAAGUGACCCAAAGAAAUACCUUGGUUCCUUUUACACGGACUCCUUGGUUCAUGAUCAUCGUCCCUCAAGCUGUUAACAGAUGUCAUAGGAAAGGUAAGCCAGGUCUGCCAUUUGGAUGGCUUAUGGAACAGAAUGCUGGAUCAGCAACC